Malaya genurostris is the source of this 1163-nucleotide messenger RNA. RefSeq names its product protein max (gene Max). The record is from RefSeq and is a predicted model, not a curated record. Gene Ontology annotation, cellular component: RNA polymerase II transcription regulator complex. Gene Ontology annotation, biological process: positive regulation of transcription by RNA polymerase II. Gene Ontology annotation, molecular function: DNA-binding transcription factor activity; protein dimerization activity. Lineage: Eukaryota; Metazoa; Arthropoda; Insecta; Diptera; Culicidae. The coding region runs from base 186 to 779 and encodes 197 amino acids. The transcript has 5 exons.
AUAUCACGUUGCAUUGUCAAGGUAUUUCUCUCUUGAGGCUUGACAGACAUAAAUAAUAUUGUUUUUUGGUGCUAUUGGUUCACCGAAAUUCUCGAUUCAUUUGUAUUGCCGAGAUUAGUAAAGUUAAAUUGUUUGCUGGUGCGUGUUUGUGAUAAAAGGUAAAGCCGAAAAGCAACAGCCUGUGGAUGCGUUUGUACGAGGAGCAGCAGACACGAAAGGUCAGCACUGUUGAUCCGUACGACAAUAUGAGCGACGAUGACAGGGAUAUUGAUAUUGAUAGCGACGACGGAGAAGAUUCUGACACCACUAAAUCUCAAACUAGGAACUCCGGCGGAAACAAUCAAUUUUACUCACAGGCUGAGAAGAGAGCACAUCAUAAUGCACUAGAGCGGAAGAGACGAGAUCAUAUUAAGGACAGUUUUACUUCUCUUCGUGAUUCCGUACCGGCACUACACGGGGAAAAGGUAAAUGCGAGUCGGGCGCAGAUUUUAAAGAAAGCGGCGGAGUAUAUCCAGUUUAUGAGACGUAAAAACAAUUCUCAUCAGCAGGAUAUAGAUGAUCUCAAGCGUCAGAAUAGUCUUCUUGAAACGCAAAUUCGGCAAUUGGAACAAGCUCGUGCUACCGGAAAUUUCGGCGAAGUGAGUGAUCUCGGAUUAGGCAUGAAUGAUAGUUCUCGAGAAUCGGACAGCUCAGACAACGAUGAUACCGCGAGCAACAAUGGAAUAGUCGGAGGAGGUAUUCAUCGAAAUAAGAAGUUGAAGACCAAUUCGAAUUAUUGAAGACCAUUGACAAUUAUUAUCAAACUGGUAAAAUGAUAUUCACCGUAAGGUUGAGGACAAUUCAAGGAACGAUAAGAGCAGAAAGCAAGAAGAAAGUAUUGAUUGAACAAGUUUUCAUUAUCAACUAAAUAUUUUUCCAUUACAAGCAUCGGAAUGUUUUUGUGACUUUUUUUACAGAUUACUUAAUCUGUAAGCGAAGAAUAUAAAACCAACAAACGAUUCAAUAGUGUACAAAAUAUAUGUUUUAUUUAGUUUUAUUAUGCUCUGUUAGAAUAAUGCGAAAUUGGUAUAUGUGGACAGAAAUUAUAUUGGAAUUGUAAUAACCUAACCAGCAUAAUAAUUCGUCAAAUAUGAAUUUGAAUAUAGUUUGCGUUUAUUUUUAAA